AUGCGGAACAAAGAAGUAACCUUGUGCUUACUUCCAGGAAAGGCGGUGACUGGUUAUGUGAUCAGGAACGGCAAGUGGAUCAAUAUUGGUAAACACAAUCCUCUCGAGCCACAGAUGUUCUACCCCGCCAAGAAGGGUGUUUCGAUCGUCCAGGGAGACAUUCUGGCUGCCCGAUGUACCAUGAAGAACUUCAGGGACAGGGAUACCUACGUUGGUUCCACAGGUAACGACGAGAUGUGCAACUUUUACAUGAUGUACUAUGUGGAAGGGGACUCGAUCUUGGAGAGAGACGCAUGUUUUUCAAUGGGACCCCCCGAAUACUCCUGGAGGACGGACCCAAUGAUGAGGAAGCUGAUCAACAACAAGAUCGAUAAAGAUGCCAGCAAACUCGAUUGA
Molecule: messenger RNA, 396 nt
Organism: Ixodes scapularis (black-legged tick)
Lineage: Eukaryota; Metazoa; Arthropoda; Arachnida; Ixodida; Ixodidae
Product: peptidylglycine alpha-hydroxylating monooxygenase-like
Exons: 4
Coding region: 1-396 (131 amino acids)
Biological process (GO): peptide metabolic process
Cellular component (GO): membrane; extracellular region
Molecular function (GO): oxidoreductase activity, acting on paired donors, with incorporation or reduction of molecular oxygen, reduced ascorbate as one donor, and incorporation of one atom of oxygen
Source: RefSeq, a predicted model, not a curated record